Molecule: messenger RNA, 370 nt
Organism: Rotaria sp. Silwood2
Lineage: Eukaryota; Metazoa; Rotifera; Eurotatoria; Philodinida; Philodinidae
Source: the annotation of a GenBank genome assembly
AUGGCUGUGUCUUUAAAAAAAAGUGAAGUAAUAAUAAAACAAUGUGAAGCAUUAUCUCAAUUAGUUGCAAAAUUUAAUAAAGAUGUGGAAAAUAUGAUUGCAAUAACUACAAAUGAUAUGAAUUAUCUUCUAUCAUCAAUUCAAGAGAAUAUUAAAGAAACAACAUCAAUUGUUAUGAAUGAUUUAAAUGAAUGGGAAGAAAUAAAGAAAAAUUUAUCAACAACAAUAAUUCAAGGAAAAGUAGUGCUUAAUGUUGGUGGACGUGAAUUUUUAACUACAGUCGAAACUUUAACAAAAGAAAAGAAUUCAUUCUUUACAGGAUUAUUUUCUGAAAGUUGGAAUUUAGAAAAAGAUAAUCGAGAAAGAAUAU